AUGGCUCAGCAGAAAGAAACGGAUCCGAUUUUGUUCGUGAGUGAUGACGAACUGAGCGAUGAUAUUGAGGGGAACAAGAUCGAGAGUGGCAGCAUCAGCAGCAGCAGCUCCGGUAGUCAUCCCUCACCCGGAAAUAGUUUUUCGUCUCAGACAUGGCCCCAGAGCUACAGGGAGACUCUGGAUUCUUACACUAUUGCAGCAUCACCAAAUUUCGGCAAUCUCGGAUUUACUCCGGGCGGUAGCAACUUUUCGAGCUUCGAUAUUCGGAGUAAUGUUGAUAUGGGAGCUUCAAAAGCCCCCUUAUUGUCCGCCGACGAACGUGAACGGUUUUCUCAGAAUUGGGACAGGAGCUCCAGAGCGCAAUCCGUAUGGUCACAAAGGUCGGCACUGAAUAAGCAGGUCACUGGAGAAUUUCCUGUUGCGCAUGGAUGUAGCUUGACUCAAACUGUAUUCAAUGGAAUUAAUGUAAUGGCCGGAGUUGGGCUUCUGUCUACACCUUAUACAGUGAAAGAAGCUGGCUGGGCAAGCAUUCUGGUGUUACUUCUUUUUGCAUGUGUGUGUUGUUACACAGCCAUACUCAUGAGAAUCUGCUUUGAGACCAAUAAAGGAAUUAAAAGUUACCCAGAUUUAGGAGAAGCUGCAUUCGGAAGAUAUGGCCGUAUUUUCAUAUCUAUCAUUUUGUAUGCAGAACUCUAUUCUUACUGUGUAGAAUUCAUAAUUUUAGAAGGAGAUAAUCUCAGUAGGCUAUUCCCAGGGACAUCCUUGAAUUGGGCUGGUUUUCACUUGGACUCCUUGCACUUCUUUGGAAUCGUAACCGCCUUGGUUGUUCUACCAACGGUUUGGUUGAAAGAUCUUCGUUUAAUUUCAUUCCUCUCAGCUGGUGGGGUCAUUGUUACACUUUUGAUCGUUCUAUGUGUAAUUUUACUCGGUACAACUGGUGGGAUUGGAUUUCAUCAAACUGCUCAAGUAGUGAAUUUUAAUGGAAUUCCACUUGUAAUUGGUGUAUAUGGGUUUUGCUUUGCCGGGCAUACAGUGUUUCCAAAUAUUUACCAAUCCAUGGCUGACAAAAAACAAUUUAGCAAGGCUCUGAUCAUAUGCUUUCUGUUGUCCGUUCUGUUAUAUGGCAGUAUUGCUGUCAUGGGAUUUCUCAUGUUUGGUCAAAGCACGUUGUCUCAGAUAACUUUAAAUAUGCCACCGCAUGCAAUUGUUUCCAAAGUUGCACUGUGGACAACUGUAAGUGAGAAUUUAAACAAAUAUGCCCUCUUGAUGAACCCAUUAGCAAGGAGUAUAGAGGAGCUUCUGCCUGUUGGACUUUCUAAUAGUUUUUGGUGCUUCAUUCUUUUGAGAACAGCACUUGUCAUCUCUACUGUUGGUGCUGCUUUUCUUAUUCCUUUCUUUGGUCUUGUGAUGGCUUUAAUAGGCUCUCUACUCAGCGUACUCGUGUCCGUGAUAGUGCCAGCACUAUGCUUCCUGAGAAUAGCUGGAAUGAAAGCUUCAAGGAUACAGGUUGUUUCAAGUAUCACAGUAGCUGCAUUUGGAGUAGUUGCUGCAAUCCUUGGUACCUAUUCUUCAGUCUCAAAAAUCGUGAAGAGUUAUUGA
This is a messenger RNA of Fragaria vesca subsp. vesca, 1599 nucleotides long. Its product is annotated as vacuolar amino acid transporter 1-like. Gene Ontology annotation, cellular component: plasma membrane. Lineage: Eukaryota; Viridiplantae; Streptophyta; Magnoliopsida; Rosales; Rosaceae. The record is from RefSeq and is a predicted model, not a curated record. The transcript is spliced from 11 exons. Bases 1 to 1599 code for a protein of 532 amino acids.